Molecule: messenger RNA, 1252 nt
Organism: Formica exsecta
Lineage: Eukaryota; Metazoa; Arthropoda; Insecta; Hymenoptera; Formicidae
Exons: 1
Coding region: 749-1219 (156 amino acids)
Source: RefSeq, a predicted model, not a curated record
GCGUCUCCGCUCGCACAGUGCUCGACGUCGAGCAGUCCGCGUACGUUCGCAACAACGUUUCAGCAGCUUAACGCGGCGGCAGCGGCAGCGGCAGCAGCAGAUCGAGCAGCGGAUCGCACGCGACCGCGGCAACGCGCUUCCAUUACGCGCGUGAGACACGGUUCCUGGUUCCGGUAACGUUAUGUCGCACGUUACCCCUCUAUAACGAAGAAGUGCAGCGUGCUGGUUACGCGGCCGCGAUCGACGCGGAAGCGGUGUGAAGAGCGAGCGGUGCCCGGAGCGAGAGAAAGAAAGAGAGAGAGAGAGAGAGAGAGAGAAAGAGAAGGAGAGAGGAAGCGGUACACGACAGUACUGUGUGUUCGAUACGUGAUAAUCUCGAAGAGUUCUUACGCGGUGCCGCGUGCUUCUUCCAAUCUUCGCCCCUUCAUCCCCUUCUUCUCCCUUCCCUUUUUCUCUCCGUCUCUCUCUCUCUCUCUCUUUAUCCAUCCUUCGCACCAAAUUCGUCCGAGCGCGGUCUCCCCUGUUUUUCUUUCCCAUUCCUCUUCGUUUCCGCUCCUUUCUGUCAUUUUGCUCUCUUUAUCUUUCUGUCUUCCGGCCUGGCGUUCUUUCACGGUAUCGUGGUGAAAUGCGCGUGACCGGUCGCGCCUCGGAGCGACGGCGACGACGUGCCUGGCGUCGUUGGUGGUGCACGUUUCCCUGACAAGCACGAGAGACGCGCGACGGCACAUCCCCUGCAGCCCUCGCUACUAUGAUAAUAACGAGAAGCGCGGUGACGGCGGCGGCGACGGUGACGACGACGACGACGGCACGGUGGACGCUCCUCCUGAAGCGAGACACGCACUGCCGAUAUUACGACAACGUUGACGGACAACGGCGAUCAACGACGACGGCCCUGCGUAGCGACGCUGUCUCGGCGAUGUUGUCUCGGGAUCGCGGCCGUCGCGCGUUACACGGGAACGACAGCAGCAACAGCACCGACCGGAUCAGCAGCGUCUCCACAGUAAUCGCGUUGGCGCUGCCGUACUACUAUUAUUACUACUAUCGCUAUUAUUGCAAAUACGUAAUCGCGCUGCUCGUCGACGACGGGGACGAUCUGGUAAUAGCACGAAUCCCAACGAGGCAGAACGACGCGAACGCGGACAAUAGCGAGGCAUUAGUGACAGCGAACAGUGACGAUCACCUUCUCAAUCGCCAGAAUGGACUGCGUUGUUGCGCGUGACCAAGUGCCUCGCUACUACUACUCGCCGAAUCG